AUGGACCUUCAGGAUGAACUCCUACGAGAUUGGGACGACAGUGAUGUGGAAGCUCAAAAUGAAGCUGAGCAUGGUGGUGGCACUCAGGAAAUAGGAAAUGAUACCAAAAGCGAACAAGACCACCAAAAAACAGAAGAAAAUGACACCCUGAAUAACCCUUCACCACAACAAAAUUCCCAUUCAGACGAGUCUCUUCUAGAAUCUGUUCGCCAACUUCUUACCCAGAGAAGGCAGCACGAUAUACAAACCAAAUCCAUCACGAAAGAAGUUCCAAUUUUCACCUUUCUACCACAAUUGAGACAGCUGUUGGAGCGAUUUCGUGGUGGUUCAACAGACUAUAUGGAACUCUUAAACAGCAUAGAAAAGCCCGAAUCCAACGAAGAGUACCAGUUUGUGCUUGCUGUGAACGAUUUGGCAACGAUAAUCAACGACGAAAUUCGAUUUCUUCACUCUUUUGUCAAACACCAUUACAAGCUCGUUUUCCCCGAACUUGACUCAUUGGUUGCAUCUGCUAUAGAUUACGCCAAAAGCGUCCUUGUGCUCAAGCAGGACUUGGCACUGGUCCGCGACCACCGCGACGAGUUGGCUGGGUUUCUUUCCAGCGAGAAAAUCUUGCUUUUGACGAUGGCUGCGGUGCAAAAUGGUGAUCAUUUCAGGCUCAAUGAUUUCGAUAUCCGCCAGGUUCUCGACGGAUGUGUGAUGAUGGUGGAGCUAAGCUCGUUUUUGGACGAGUCUAGGACGUACAUUGCACUGAGAGUGCAAACAAUGUGUCCUAAUUUGGCGAAGUUAGUUGGUUCCGUUACUGCGUCUCAGCUACUCGUUGCAACCGGUUCGUUGCGCCAAUUGGCAGCGACUCCAGCAUGCAAUCUUGCAUCUUUGGGGGCCAGAGAAUACUCAGAUACCGACGAUAAUACCGCAAAAGGCGCUGUUCGCCAAACUGGAUACUUGUUUCAUUGUGAUCUCGUGAGGUUUCUUCCUCUAGAAGUUGUCAAACAAGCCAUGCGAAUUGUAAGCGGAAAAGUUGUGCUAGCCGCCCGUAUAGAUCUAGCAAGGACCAGUCCAGACGGCUCUGUUGGUGCUAGUUAUCGUCAAGAACUUCAUGAAAAAAUCGACAAGUUACUCACUCCUCCAGAGAACCGUGGAGACAAGGCACUUCCUGUUCCAGUGGACCAGAAACUGAAAAAACGAGGCGGAAGAAGGUUCAGGAAAAUGAAGGAGCGGUUCCAGAUGUCGGAAUUGCGCCGAGCACAGAAUCGGAUGCAAUUUGGAAAAGCUGAAGAUACAGUUUUGGACAGCUUUGGUAAUGAAGUUGGGUUGGGAAUGAGUGCUCGAGAAAAGAUUGCUGUUAAUGAGAAUACGGGUGCACGAAUGUCUAAGCGAAUGGCUGAGAGGAUAGGAGGAGACGACAAGAGACAAAAGCGAUAA
Molecule: messenger RNA, 1425 nt
Organism: Meyerozyma guilliermondii ATCC 6260
Lineage: Eukaryota; Fungi; Ascomycota; Pichiomycetes; Serinales; Debaryomycetaceae
Product: U4/U6-U5 snRNP complex subunit
Exons: 1
Coding region: 1-1425 (474 amino acids)
Biological process (GO): mRNA splicing, via spliceosome; spliceosomal tri-snRNP complex assembly
Cellular component (GO): U4/U6 x U5 tri-snRNP complex; U4 snRNP; precatalytic spliceosome
Source: RefSeq, a predicted model, not a curated record